GCGACAAUCUCUUGAAGUUCUGUCCAUAUAUUUCGUGCGACGAGUGUCAGGAAAUGACCGGUGCGGGCACAAAGUGCGUGUAGUGAAGCGUUGUGGAGCGACGUCAUACAACGCACUCCGCAUCAAUUGACUUGAACAAGUCGUCCGACCCCUCGAUCGUAAUUCUCCCGGUUUACAUAGCACGACAUUCAGGCUUCUUGAAUCCUUGGCUCUCCCCUCACACAGGGUUUCCCUAUCCCCACGCUCUCCCUCCCCUUCGCUGAUCUACCCUGCUACCAUCCAGCGUCACCUUUGACGUUGUGUGGUCCCGUUCAACAUGAGUGACAUUCAGACCCGACCAUUCUCAAAGAAUUACAGUGGUCUCCUUAACCAGUCUGUCAUUGCGAUUGGACUCAUUGUAGUUGCGGUCACCUGCCAUGAGAUUGCGAAGCGGAAGCGGAGAGGCCGCCACCUGCGCUCAGAGCCUCUUGGGAGCGUGGAGUCAUGGCAGUUUGGCUACCUCUACCAAGGUAGAUCGUGGGCAAAGAAACCUUCACCUCCAUCACCGAUUGGUUGGCCGCUAGCAUGGCUGAAGGAUAGUCUGAACUUUCCUCCGGAAAGGCUUAAUGCGCUACGAGGGGUUGAUGCGACAUUGUAUUUACGAUUUCUGAAGGGAUGCAUGUUCUUUGUUUUGCUUCACACCUUCACCACCGUUCCAAUCCUUCUACCUAUCCACGUUCAUUUCUCUCCCGAUGACGUUCCUACCAGAUCCAUGAUUCGAGCUUCAAUAUCCUCCCUAGUGCUCACAGAAGCUGGGAAAAAACUCCUCUGGAUUCAUAUCUGUAUAACAUAUUGGAUCGCCAUAUCUUGGGUUGGAACCCUGAUUUACAUCAUCAACGGAGCCUUCGACUUCAGGAAAACUCAGAUCGAGGCUGCUGCGCGCCGAGCCGCGUCCCACUCUGCCACAGAGAAAGAUGCACAAUAUCACCCUCACCCUCAUCCACAGUUCCCCUUUCAGGAUAUACCUCCCUUGGACAAUGAUCAUUCUAACCGUGGUAUACGGUGGCGCACUGUGAUGAUAUCUAACAUACCGGUUCAGCUGCGUUCGGAAAAGGAGCUUCGAGAAUACUUCGAGUUCUACAUGUCGCAGCCCUUGGACAGGCCUUCUGUCGGACUUCCAUCGUCGUCGACACAACCAGGGAUACUUAACAAGCUCUUCGCCUUCGGCUUCAACCGCGCAAAACAACUUCCAAAUCACCUAUCUAACCCCCUGGCAACCAACAACUCAGUCGGCACUACUACUCAAAGCGAGCUCUCUUCCCCGCAAGUACGACCCGCCAAUGAGGACAUACCCGUGAUAGAUCGCGUCGUCGUGGCACGGAAGAUGACAGAACUAGCGUCAUUGCUACAGCGCCGCGAGGACAUUCUCAAACAGCUCGAGACGGCGCAUCUCAAACUCGCGAAGAAGGUUUUGGUCGCUGUAUACUACGCCAUGCAGGAUGAAGCGCGGGGAAGCAGGCAAAAGUCAAAGCGUAUGUCGAAAGCGCCAGCCAAAGCGGAUAUUAGCGAGAACGACAAGACUGAUGACGCGGAUGACCAUAUGGGAUUGCUCAUCUGCGCUUUGGGCCCCUUCUUGGACGAGCUCCAAGUCGGCAAGAUCGCUAUGUCCGCUUCAGAUAAACUAACAGAUAAACUGAAAAGGUUUUACCGUAAGCUGAAGUGGCAUCCAACGGACCACAACUUGGAGGUUCUGGUCAAGCCAGGACUGUAUGCAAAUGGAUAUGACAAACAAGGAAGAACCAUUUGGGAUGUUCUUCUGAGUCUGCCACGAGAAGUAUUGGACCCGUACCAGCCCCUUAUCCACUUGUCUGUCCUGUUCCGCGGGCGCACCGUCCCCUCCAUUGACUACUAUACUGCCAAGCUGAACCUGCUUACCUCCCUCAUCACCGAAAAUCGUUCGCGGGCCGUCAACGACUUUGCACCUGUGUCGACCGCUUUCGUGACCUUUGCCGACCCUAAAGAUGCCCGGAAGGCUUGCAAGUAUCUUGCAGUGCACCCGAAAAACCCUAUGGCCUGCCUCGUGACCAUGGCCCCUCAGUACGAAGACCUGGAUUGGACACGGGUCAUGAAGUCAACAUACCGAGUGGAGAUUCUCAAGGACCUUUCCAUCAACAUUGGAGUUUGGGGUUUCACUAUUUUCUGGCUGUUUCCCGUUUCCUUGUUCGUCGGUCUGGUAUCCAUUACGAACAUCUCUACUUUCUGGCCACAGCUGUCGAACUACCUCUCGCAACACCCAUGGGAGGAGGAAGUCAUCCAGUCCUUCGUACCCACGAUCUUGGUCGCCUUGCUCACGAUUCUCGUCCCUCUGCUGCUACUUCUCAUUGCUAAGAAAGGUCACACCAUCACGACUCUUUCCGCGCUUCAUGACUUGAUCAUGACUCGAUAUUACAAGUUCCUCAUCGUGAACGUCCUCGUGUUCUUCUGUGUUGGUACCGCCGCUAUUCAAUCGGUGCUGACUUCAGUUAAAGAGUUCAAGGAAGAGACGAUAUUGAAUAUCGUUAAAGAGAGUUUCCCUAGCGCAGGGCCAUUCUACGUUGGCUGGCUGAUCUUUACUACCGCAAUGCAUUCUUCUUUCGAAAUCGUUAUGUUUGGACUUCCACUAUUCGUUUAUCCUAAUACGCAGCGCCAAGUCACUCCUCGGAAACGAGCAGUAGGAAUCAGGCCACGUACCUACAACUAUUAUUACUGGCUUCCUAAUCACCUGCUUAUCAUACACAUCUUACUAUUAUUUGCUGUCCUCAAUCCUCUUGUCAUUCCGUUUGGGCUAAUCUACUUUGCUGUCGCAAAUGCUGUUAUCAAGAACCAGUUGCUCCACGUGUAUGCGAAGAACUAUGAAUGCAAUGGCCACAUGUUAUUGAUUCGAAUGGUUCGCUAUUCUAUGGACGGGCUUUUGCUUGCUCAGUCCGUUUUUCUUGCAUAUAUGGUUGUUUUGAAGGAGAAAGUCAACUAUGCUCUGGCUGCUGUUCUCAUCAUUCUCACAGUGUCAACGAAAGUUAUUAUAACUCGGAUGUGUCGUGCUCGUUUUGAGAGGGACGACCUUCUCGAGGCGGAAAUCACAUGUGGUACCGCGAGUGUCAAUGAUUUUGAAGAGAUCCAGGAGCACGAAGCCCCAGCUGACCUGGAAGCCCAUCGCUCUCUGACAGAGCAUAACUUGGAUCGCCACGACCGCCCAAAAUCUGGUUUCCGCACCUGGCGACAUAUGCCCGAGUGGAUGAACUUCUCAUACAACGAGCAUCCUCAGCGCAAGAACCACCAGACGCAACGAAGGCAACCCAUACCUUUCGGUAUGCAGCGACCGGCGUUUUCGAGGCUAAGCUCCAUGGACCAAGAGAGAAAACAAGGUGUCGAGUUCCCUCGGGAUUCCCAUCAGAGCACGACCAAUCGCAAGAUGCGCUCUGUCUUUGGCGGCCCUCUCGUGACUACACCUUCGAAUGAGGAAGUGCCAAAACUGAACUUGCAACAUGGUCCUCUGGUAGAAAAAUACCCUCCGCACCCUGCCUGGGAUGACACAGCUCGUUAUGACAUCCCGUACGAGAACCCUUUUUACAACCGGCCUAUCAGCAAUGCUCUGUGGCUACCACGAGAUCCCUGCGGGCUUCUUGACCUCGAUGAUACUGUCGUGGUCCGCCAGUCCUUGACCAGCGAGCUGGCAGCAGGAGAGCUAGGUGUUUGGUUCGGCGCUGACCUGUCUACGGUAUCCCCUAUGGCGAGCCCUGCGCCGUUCGCGGCUCGCGAACUUGUUUCUAGCAUCCACAACUCCACGUCACGGCUUAGUGGCUAUGAGGAUAUCGACCUCCCUCCAGCCAUCCAAGAUCGCGUAUCACACAUUGAACACGAAGACGAUGUUGAACAUGCGGGACGCGAGACCAGACCGUCUCUAUUCAGCCGUCGACGGAUGGGAACCAGCCGGUCACAAACCUUUGAUGUCCGUGGACGUGAAGGCGGCAGUCUUCUGACCACCGAGUUUGGUUCGCGCCGCCCGCGGACUGCUUCCUCUUUCACGACGAAUACAACACCGUCGAGCGCACGACCAUUCUUGCCUCCUGGAGACCCAGGCUCAAAGCCGGAUUUACAUGCCCAAGCCGAGUUCGCCCGGUCCGCGACGGGUUUAUCAGCGGCUGCCGCACAGUCGAGAAACGUUACGACGCGCGAGGCAGUGGUCAACGAGGUCAUUGUCGAGGAGCAGAUCGCCGCGGAGGAGCGGCUGCGGCAGGAGGAGGCGGAGGCGGAGCCAGUAUCCACGUUCAUGCACACCUGGACGCCGUCGUGGUUCCUCUCUCGCAGGGGACGAUGAGACAAAGACGUCAAAUGCCGAACACUGAGCACACCAAGUUGUGUGCCCGCAUUCUGUAUUCAUUAUAUCUCACCUUCAUCUUCAUCUUCAUAUUGAUUUCCCAUGAUACCCCGCAUUGCAAUUGUAUCAAACACUUUAGUUUUCUUUCCCAUAGGUACUUGGAAUUUCGGAUAUAUAAUGAUACAUGGCGCUUCAGUUGCUUCA
Coniophora puteana RWD-64-598 SS2 is the source of this 4537-nucleotide messenger RNA. RefSeq lists its product as uncharacterized. Gene Ontology annotation, cellular component: plasma membrane. Bases 317 to 4333 code for a protein of 1338 amino acids. The transcript has 15 exons. NCBI's taxonomy places the organism in Eukaryota, Fungi, Basidiomycota, Agaricomycetes, Boletales, Coniophoraceae. The record is from RefSeq and is a predicted model, not a curated record. Gene Ontology annotation, molecular function: calcium-activated cation channel activity.